UGGAGUCCAGAUAAUGCAGUUCAACUAAAAAACUAUAUAGUAAAAAUAUGUUCCUGUUUAUGGUAGUUCUAACUUUAGCACAAAUCCAGAACAGCUUUAUGUUGGAAAAAAUACUAUUAGGAGCUGCCCUUCCUUGGGAUGGUAAAUGGCCGGUUGCACGCCUCUUUGCAUCUGGUAUUACAAUAGCUGUUAAUAAAAUCAAUAGUGACCCUUAUCUAUUACCGGGUUAUUAUGUUGACUUUGAAUGGAAAGACUGUCAAUGCAACGAUAGAGUAUCUCUGAGCUCUAUAAUCGAUCUGAUAAAUAUAAAUAAAGUCAACGCGAUAAUUGGACCUGCCUGUAGCGAUGGGUGUAAAUUAGGGGCGUUUUUAGGUUCCCAUUAUAACAUACCCGUAGUUUCUUACGGGUGUGGUGCUUCGUAUUUGUCAGAAUCUUCAGUCUACACACAUUUCGUUCGAACUAUUGGUGAUUAUAGUCAAUCGGGGAAGAUAUUUGUUAAGUUGAUGCAGAAAUAUAAAUGGGAUCAAAUUGCAAUCAUUUCCGCAGGACAACCUACCUGGAAUGAUAUUACUUCUGGAGUAAAAAAACAUCUUGAAAGAAACGGUCUGAAGGUGUCAUACAAUGAAGAUUAUUCAACUGAAAACCCAACACCUCAAGAUAUAAGGCUGACCCUUUCUAAUGCAGUAAAGAAAUCUCAUGUUUUCCUUAUUGGAGGUUACAGUGCUUUUGUUCGCAAAGUCAUGUUGCAAGCUAAGAUUUUAGGAUUAAAUUCAGCAGGCUAUGUUUUCUUUUCAUACGAGAUACUGCUUCAUGACUGCAGGAACAUAUCAAAGUUAUCAAUACAAGAUAAAGAUGAGUGUGAAGCACUUAAUGGAUUGCUUGAUAUUAGCUUGUUUGUUCCAGAUGAUGUCAACUACAGAAAUUUUUCACUUCUCGUAAGAGAAGAGAUGAAAAAUAAGCCUUUUAAUAGCCCAAUUGAUGCAGACGUUGAGGUUGAAAGCUAUGCAGCCUUCCUGCAUGAUGCUACAAUGUUGUAUGCCUUUGCUUUGAAUAAAACUUUGAAUCAGAAUGGAAGUAUCACAGAUGGUUUAAGUAUUGUUAAAAACAUGCUGAAUUUUACUUUCUCAGGUGCAUCAGGGAAAGUAAGUAUUGAUCAUAAGGGUGAUCGAACUGCCUACUAUCAAGUAAAAAAUGUUCAAAAUCUUCAAUUUAAACGUGUUACAAAUUACUUCACUGAUUCUGAAAAGUUUGUUGAUACUGAAACUCGUAUUUUAUGGCCUGGUAAAACAACAGAAGUGCCACGUGGAAAACCAAAAUGUGGCUUUGAUAAUGAAUUAUGUAAACCAACAGAACCUUGGGUGUACGCUGUAUGUGGAGUCCUUGGUGUAGUUGUGAUUGUGGCAGUUCUUGUUUUCACUAUUGUUCAUUACAAAAGAAAAGCAUUUGAAAGUGCUUUGAUGGCUCAGCAAUGGAAAGUUAAGUUCAGUGACAUCAUCUUUGAUGGGCGAGUUUCGAAGUCUACUAGCAAAAAUGCUGUUAUGUCACAAGGAAGUAAUCAAUCUUUAGCAAGUGUUGGUGGUAUGGAAACUCAUAAUCAGAUUUUCACUAAAGUAGGAAUAUUGCAGGGAAAUUACGUUGCCAUCAAACAACUUCGUAAAACUUCAAUUUUACUUAAUAGAGAGCUACUUCUUGAAUUAAAGGAAGUGUCAGAGCUUCAGCAUCAAAAUGUGAAUUCAUUUAUUGGAGCUUGUGUUUCCAACCCUAAUAUUUGUUUAAUUACGCAUUAUUGCAAUAAAGGAAGUUUACAGGAUGUUUUGUUUAAUGAAGAUCUGAAGUUUGAUUGGAUGUUUCAAAUUUCUAUUGCAUCAGAUAUUGCAAGAGGAAUGCAUUAUUUGCAUCACAAUACUUCCAUGGGUGUUCAUGGUAACUUAAAGUCAACAAACUGUGUAAUUGAUAGUCGCUGGGUUUGUAAAAUAACAGAUUUUGGUUUAUUUAAGUUUAAAGAAGGUCAAGCAGUUGACCUUGAUUGGAGUGAGGUGCAGAUUUAUAAUAACUUACUUUGGACAGCACCAGAACACAUUCAAAACCCAGAUUCAGCGUACUCAGGCCCAGGGGAUGUCUUUAGCUAUGGUAUUAUCUUACAAGAAAUAAUUACGCGAGGGUACCCUUAUUGUAUGUAUGAAUCACUUACAUCAAAAGAAAUUGUAAUGCGUGUUAAGAAAAGAACAAAUCCAGUGUUUCGUCCUUUGGUUUCUGAGUCACUUGGCAAUCAUGAAUAUCACAAUUUAAUGAAUUUAUGUUGGGAUGAUGAUCCUCUUAUUCGACCAAAAUUUGAUGAAAUUAAUAAAAUACUUAGAAAGCUCAACGGAGGAAAAAAUAUCAAUAUUGUGGAUAAUAUGAUAAAAAUGAUGGAAAAAUAUACAGACCAUUUAGAAGAGCUUGUUGCAGAUCGCACAAAGCAAUUAGAGGAUGAAAAAGCUAAAACAGAUGAGCUGCUUUAUAGGAUGUUGCCAAGGACUGUAGCAGAACAAUUAAAACGAGGGGAAUUGGUUGAAGCAGAAUCAUUUGCUAUGGUUACUAUAUUCUUUAGUGAUAUUGUUGGUUUUACAAAACUUGCAUCAGAAAGCACUCCUUUACAGGUUGUUGACUUGUUGAAUGAUUUGUAUACUUGUUUUGAUACCAUUUGCGAUCAAUAUGAUGUUUACAAGGUAGAAACAAUCGGAGAUGCUUAUAUGGUAGUUUCUGGACUUCCAGAAACCAAUGGAAACCGGCAUGCUGGAGAGAUUGCUCGCAUGUCAUUAGACCUUCUUAGUGCAACAACCCUUUUUAAAAUACGUCACAAACCUGAAGCAAGACUUCAAUUACGUAUCGGAAUUCACUCAGGUCCUGUUGUGGCAGGUGUUGUUGGUUUAAAAAUGCCAAGAUACUGUUUGUUUGGUGAUACAGUGAACUAUGCUUCACGUAUGGAAUCUAGUGGAUUAGCGUUACGCGUCCAUGUAAGUCCAGAAUGUUUGCGUAUUUUAAACGAGUUAGGGGGUUUUGAUCUUAUUGAAAGAGGACCAGUUGAAAUGAAGGGUAAGGGUACUAUUGUUACUUAUUUUCUUGCCGGAUACGAAGGGUUCAAUAAAGUUCUACCUGAUCUACGAUUUGCGGCUAGCUUAGAGGAGCACAAUUUCAAAUAAGUAUUUGACAGACAAUAACAAAUUAUGUUGCGUAACUUGUUGUUGCGAAAAGAGAAAAAUCUUUCUCGAUAAAUUGAAGAAAUGCUUCCCAAAAUUGCUGCAAAUACUUUUUGUAAAUUUACCUUAGGCGAUAUAAACAAUUAAUAUGAAAAAAUACAACGUUGGAUAUAUGUUAA
Messenger RNA from Hydra vulgaris (swiftwater hydra), 3358 nucleotides. Its product is annotated as atrial natriuretic peptide receptor 1. Gene Ontology annotation, molecular function: guanylate cyclase activity; protein kinase activity; ATP binding. Gene Ontology annotation, biological process: receptor guanylyl cyclase signaling pathway; protein phosphorylation; intracellular signal transduction. Lineage: Eukaryota; Metazoa; Cnidaria; Hydrozoa; Anthoathecata; Hydridae. Gene Ontology annotation, cellular component: plasma membrane. The record is from RefSeq and is a predicted model, not a curated record.